AUGUCCAGCGGAGUUCUGUGCCGACCCGGCGUAGCUAUCUACUACGAAAUCCGCGGUUCUGGUCCACCGCUUCUCAUCAUCCCAGCGGCCCACGGAACGCACCUAACCCAUGAAGACCUCGCGUUGCGGCUAUCAUCCCAAUACACUGUUAUCGGCUUCGACCGACGAGGCUCCCUUCGCAGUCGCUUCCUCUCUCCGCCAACCGAACAACAGCAAAGGAACCUGCUAAAGGACACGGUGGACGACAUAGUCGCUCUCAUACAACACCUCUCACCUGACCAGCCAGUCCUCAUCUACAGCAUUUCACUCGGUUGCAUGCAUGCUCUUGAGCUCCUCACCAGUUAUCCCGACUUGGUCCGACAGAUAAUUGUCCAUGAUCCGUGCAUACCAUGCCUCUUACCGAAGCCGAGUUUUGAGCAGGUUUCGGCAGCAUUUCAGUCGACCGUUUCAUUAUACAAAUCCCAGGGUCCAGCUGCCGCCUCGGAAGCAUUUGUCCCGGUCGUAACGAGCGAUGAAGACCGUGCGCUGCUCCGGUUUUCGCCCGCUCAUAAGAAGCUCCUUGCGUUGUCGAUUCUCUGUUUCAAUUUCCUCUUCGAACAUGAAUUACCUAUACUGCUGGAAUACCGAAUCUCCUACCCUGCGUUGAAGGCCUAUCGUGACAAAAUCACUCUCAUCAGGGGUGAAUUGUCCACUACUCCGUUGACGACCGAACCGAUUACCACCUUAGGUGGCGAGUUAGGCUUACCAGUGAAGAUGGUGGCCGGUGGGCAUCUGCCAUCCGCUACUCAUCCCGAGGCAUUCACACAGGAUUUGUUGAGCAUUCUGGGGGAAGCCGUGUGA
Molecule: messenger RNA, 840 nt
Organism: Aspergillus welwitschiae
Lineage: Eukaryota; Fungi; Ascomycota; Eurotiomycetes; Eurotiales; Aspergillaceae
Product: alpha/beta fold hydrolase
Exons: 1
Coding region: 1-840 (279 amino acids)
Biological process (GO): glycerolipid catabolic process
Molecular function (GO): triacylglycerol lipase activity
Source: RefSeq, a predicted model, not a curated record